Molecule: messenger RNA, 8830 nt
Organism: Hydractinia symbiolongicarpus
Lineage: Eukaryota; Metazoa; Cnidaria; Hydrozoa; Anthoathecata; Hydractiniidae
Product: leucine-rich repeat serine/threonine-protein kinase 1-like
Exons: 31
Coding region: 171-7697 (2508 amino acids)
Biological process (GO): protein phosphorylation
Molecular function (GO): ATP binding; protein binding; protein kinase activity
Source: RefSeq, a predicted model, not a curated record
UUUUUCACUUUUCUGAGAAUAUGGCUGCUCAGGAAACUGAAAGUGAGCCGCCUUGACCAGAUGCCUCUUUCCUAUGCUGGGUUUUUGGAUUUAUGGCAGACUUUAAUAUUAUACCCUAAAUAUUACGAUUGUUUAAAAAUAGAAUACUACGCAUUAACAACAAUUUCAUCAUGCCACGCACAAAUGCAGACAUUGGUUUAAUAUUCAAUUAUGAAGGAGAGUUGUUACAUGGGGCUGCAAUUUACGAUCAAGAAUCUUUACUUAAUGAUUUACUUAAUGCUGGUGGAAGUGGUUCAGUGAAUAGUCGAGAUAAUCAAGGACGUACACCCCUCCACACAGCAGCAUCACAUGGAAGUGUAAAAUGUGUUAAAAUAUUACUUCAAAGAGGAGCUGAUCCAAAUGCAAAUUCUGGUAUUGAAGAUGACUGCUCAACUCCUGUUCAUCAUGCUGCUAAGCAGGGUCAUUUAGCUUGUCUUGCUGCACUGCUUGAAUAUGAGGUGAACUUAGACCUGAAAAACAGUAAAGGCAAAAGAGCUUACGAUAUUGCCACAGAAGAAGGUCGUAGUGAAUGCUUCAAAUGUGCUAAUUACAUAAAGAAGGUCAAAGAACAGCGGCAAAAGGAAGCAGAAACUGCAAAAUGUGAAGAGUUGUAUGAUGUUAUUGAUGAUGGGCUGUACGAACGUGCUAAGUCAAUAUUGGAAAGCAUUGCUGAUCCUUAUUCUAUUGUUAACAGAUAUUACCGUGGUCCUAACACAUUAUUGUAUAGGGCUAGCUUUGGUGGACAUAUCGAAAUUGUUAAAUUAUUGAUCGAAUACAAAGCAGAUGGACGCCCCAAUGUAGACAGUGGUAUAACUGCUUUAUAUGCUGCAUCAUUUGCUGGGCAUUUGGAAGUUGUGAUGCUUUUAGCUCAAGUUUUUCCCAAGCAUCUUAUAAUGCCAGUUACAAUCGAUGAGACAUACCCAUUGCAUGCUGCUGUCAUGAAAGGCAGAGUGGAGAUUGUAAAGUUUUUAUUAACAUUAAGAAAAACAGAUAUGACAGCAGAAGUGCACAGGAAAAUUUCGCAUCAAGAGUUCAGUCAAAGAAAACACCCCUCAGCAAGUCGUUCAAGACGAGCUACAACAACAGAUUUAGAAUUCGCUGCGGAAGAAGUUGAGCGAUAUUAUGUGGAUAUCAAUCAGCGCAUGAAGACUGGUUAUACCCCAUUACAUUUAGCUGUUAUGUAUGGCAGUGUAGAGAUCGUCAAGUUGUUAUUAAGAUGCACACCAAUCGUAACAGAAAGAGUUAUGGCUGACUGUCCACCUGGCUGUUUAAUCAUUGAUCGAGUAGCUAACAAAAUGACACCCUUUCAUCAUGCACUGUUGGUAGGAAAGGAAGACAUAGCAGAAUUAUUAUUACGAAGUGGAGCAGAUAUCAAUCAGUUAUUUGAUGAUGGAGAAAUGAGUUGUGCACCAUUGCUUUAUGCUUGCCGACAUUCGUCAGAUGGAAUGGUCAUGAUGCUGCUCCGCAAUGGUGCAGUGGACAAGGGCGACGAAGCACGUAAAGAAGCACUGAAUGCAAAUAAGAAUAAUAUAGUGCAGAUAUUAUUAAAUAAUGGUGUUUUUCCUGAUGAGGAAGGUCAAAUUAUGUGUGCAGCCAGUGAAAGGUCUUAUGACUUAAAGCCAGUAAUAAUACAAUGGUAUAAACGAAAGUUAUCUGUUGUGAAAGAAGAGUGGCUUUUAAAUGCAGGCAUCUCUUGUAACAUGAAAAUGAAAUCCAAACUAUUGAAUGAUCCUUCCCUACGAGUGAAACUAUUUACAUCAAUUAAUUUAUCAAACAAUGAUUUAGAAUCUCUACCAAUCAUACUGUUCCAAAUGCCCUCCCUUAGAACUUUGAAUGUUUCGGACAAUAAACUUAAAUCCUUACCAGGACCAACAUGUUCUGAGGAUGGAAAAGAACUUUCUGACAACGAUCAAAGCUUCACAUUAUCUGGAAAUUGGAACUGCCCUAGUCUGGAAGAAUUGGAUCUGCAACAUAAUAUGAUAGUUGAUGUACCAAAACAUAUUUUUACAAUGCCAUCAUUACGCACCAUAGAUCUCAGCUGGAAUUACAUUAAAAACAUGCCGUUUGAAAUGUGGGUUUCCCCUAGCCUAAAGACACUUUUACUGGAGCACAAUAACAUCCAGUCCUUGCCAGCAUUUUUACAUGGUAACAAAGAACAUUAUAAAACAAAACAUGUAGUAAAAAAAGAAAACCACAAGGCAAAAGCAAAUACUAUGCCAGCCAAAGUUAACAGUCAUGACAAAAUUGAUGGUAAAAAAGUAGACUUCACAACUAUAUCACAAAUUUACAGUAAACGACCAACCUGGGGAGCGGACUCUGAUGAUUCUGAUUAUGACGAAGUGGACUUUGUUAAAAAAUCAGGUUUAAAUAAAUUAGACGUAUCAGAUAAUCAAUUAACCGUUAUACCCGAUGGAUUAUGUUGUCUUGCACCAAACUUGUCAAAAUUGUGUUUAAAAAAGAACAAGAUAACUGAAGUGAACUCUGUUGCUAUGCUUCCAGAGCGUUUAUCUAGCUUAGAUUUAUGUGAAAACGGAUUAAAAGUUUUUGACCUUGGUUCAUCUAAAGAGGAAGAUUUUAGCAUGUGUUAUGCUCUGGUGAGAAGGCAGACACAGCUUCGUAUGUCAUAUCCAGCAUCAAAGCGGAAAUAUUGUCAACAUCGUAAACAUAAACAACUGCCUGAUCUGACACGUUUAGUUUUAAACAACAACCUCUUGGAGAAUGUACCAGUUCUUGCAACGCACGAAGGUAGUGUCACAGUUCUGUUUCCUGGACUAAAAACCCUUGAUGUUACUCGCAAUAAACUUUUAAAGGUUCCACAAGGCAUCGGGAAGUUGACUAAACUUUGUUCGUUGUAUAUUGGAUAUAAUUCAAACUUAGAUUCAUUACCAUCGGAGUUAGGUUUAUGUUCAGAAUUGUAUGAACUGAAAAUGGAAAGUUUACACUUAAAAGAUCCUCCUAAGAAUGUGUUGGAAAAACAAACUACUGAUGGGAGGAGAGACAUAAGAGGUUUAACUGGUUAUCUUAAGUCAUUGCACGAUAAAGCUCAAAGUUACCCCAACAUCAAAUUAAUGGUUGUUGGUAUUCAUGGAAUCGGGAAAUCUACGCUUCUUGAUGCGUUGCGCAAGGAUGGAACUGGGACAUACCAGCAAAGCGAGUUCAGAGGCCAUUUUAGUGAACGUCAAACUGAAAAAGUGUCUGGUAAUAAGCCACAAGGAAAUCGUAGCACAGUUGGUGUCGACGUGUGUGACUGGUCUUAUUCCAAACGUCAGAGAGGCAGCCCAAUAAUUAAGUUUAGUACUUGGGAUUUUGCUGGCCAAACAGAGUACUAUGCAACUCAUCAGUGUUUUCUCUCCCGCCGAGCAUUAUACUUAGUGCUUUGGAAAUUAACAGAUGGUAUUAAAGGUAUUAAACAACUUGAAUCAUGGCUUCUAAAUAUUCAGGCUCGUGCACCAAAUUCCACUGUAAUUAUUAUUGGUACAUUCCUAGACGAUGUGGAACGCAAUAGAAGGGGUUAUGUAGAAGAAAUGCAAAAUGAAAUCAAAAAGCGCUUCAUGUCAACAAAAUAUGGAGGUGCAAUUGUAGAUCUUAUUGAAAAGGGUUUACCAAAUGUUGUUGAUGUAAUUGAAGUCAGUUGUAAAAAUGGCACCAACAUUCCAAAACUGCGCGAUUUAAUCUACGACACAGUAAUGAAUUUAAAAGCAGAUAGCAAACAUGGGAGUAUGUCACUACUACAAAAGCCAAUCCCAGCAUCUUAUAUAGCAGUGGAGAAAGCCAUAACAGCAAUUUCAGAGAAUUUAAAAAACGACAUGCCGGUAUUGGAGGACAGCGAAUUUCGUAAACAAGUGUUUAAUCAGCUUCAAGCACAAGGUGCUAAAUUGCGAAAUGGAGACGAAGAACUUGAUCAAGCCGUACAGUUUUUACAUGAUUUUGGUACUUUGCUGCAUUAUGACGAUCCAUCGCUUUGUAACUUGUAUUUUGUCGAUCCUCAGUGGUUGUGCGAUUUGUUGGCACAUGUUGUUACAGUGAGAAGUGUGAAUCCAUGUAUCAAAAAUGGUGUACUGAAGAUUUCAGAUUUGCAAAGUCAGAUCUUCAAAGGGCAAAAAAGAUUUCCAUCUUCGCUCGUGAUGAAGUACAUUGAAUUAAUGAGCAAAUUUGAAGUUGCCAUCAAGAUAUCAGACAAAUUCCUGUUGAUUCCUUCAUUAUUACCAGACAAGCAGAAAGAAUGCCCAGUAGUGGCCGAUCACGAAUCUCCAGAAUUGAGAAGGGCGAUGAACAUCCAUGCUUAUUUGCAUAAUCGUGUGCAUCGCCGACAGUACCUUAUGUCUUAUAUACCUAGUGGAUUUUGGGCUCGUUUAUUAACUAGGCUGAUAGCAGACGAUAGAAUUUGUAAGAUCGUAUCAUCCUGUUACGCAAUUCAGGGAUCAGGACAUGCAGAAAGUGAGCAAGCACGUGUUGAUGCAGAAACUCUUAUGAGAGCAGCUCCGCCAGAGUGGGCUUGUUGGAAAACAGGAAUCGAAUUAUCAUGCUUUGGGGCGAAAUUACUUCGCGUUUGUCAAUUGGAACAGGGAAAGCCAUUUUAUGGUUAUAAAGGCCCUAAGAAAGGUGUUUUCGUCAAAAAUCAAACAAAAGACUCUCAAAAAACAGCUGUUGAGAUUCUAGCUCCAAGUUUAACACUUUCAAUCGAAAAGUUUAUACAGUAUCGCCCGCCAGCUAAAGACGGUGAAGAAGGCGAGAACUUGGUUGGAUUUCGAGUUGUAGGUGUGUGCGAAUAUUCUUCACAAGCUGCCACGCAACUAUUAAACAUUACUGUGGAGCACAUUGAUAAUCUCUUUUCUGAAUGGUACCCAAAAAUCGACCAGUACACAGAUAUCCACGGGCACAAAGGAAUCUGCAGGGUCUCGUUUUGCGAUAAAUGUUUGCGCAGUGUGAUCGAGAAAGACAAUGCAAAAACGAACAACAAUGAUAGCAAGCAGAAGGGCGACUUAGAAGAGGGUUUGCGUGGUCAUGUCGUGUUGGAGACCGAGGGAGAAAGAAACGUGUACACGCCAGACGAAACAGCUCAUCGUAGCAUAAACGAAAGUAUUGAUCAGUCGUUUGACGAUGGCGCCGCGAAAGACAGUAACGACAAUGAGGCUGAUGAUGAUGUUUUCGAGAAUAUUUCCGAAGAGGAGUAUUUUCACGAGGAACAGUAUCAACUGUUAGAAGAGUUACGCAUCCAAGCUAAAGGAUGCAUUGUAGCGUUUGAGUUAGAGGAAGGUUCAAAGUUGCUGCGAGAGAACAAACCUUUGUUGUGUCCUUUUCAUUUUAAAGUUCAAUUUGAAGAUAUUUUCCCAGAUCUGUGCUAUCUGGAUUUGGAUGUGAAUCUGCUUGUUACACCUGAUCGUAUAAGGAUUGGAAAGUUUCUAGCUGCUGGUGCUUAUGGUGACGUGUUCAAGUCGGAAAUUUUAGUUGAAGAGGACUGGAUACCGGCAGCUAUGAAGAUUCCUUUCAAUUCUGAAAAAGCAAAGAAUAAACAAGCAAUGGCUACGAUGUUUUCUUAUGAUACAUAUAAGAAUGUCCGCCAAGAGCUCGCCAUCUUGGUUCCAGUGAAUCAUUCAAAUAUUAUCAGCUUCCUGGGCGUGUCAACGUCACCAUUUGCCAUGUUGCUUGAACUUGCGCCAGGAGGGGCGUUAGAUCGGUGUUACAUAGAGUAUCGAAAUGUUGGAAAAAAGUUGAAUGUUUACGUCAUCCAGAAGAGCCUGCAACAGAUCAGCGAAGCUUUAAAAUACCUACAUCGUCAUCACAUUAUAUACCGUGACUUAAAAUGCGAGAACGUGUUGGUUUGGUCUUUUCCUCCGCCGGCCGUCACUGAACCGGAGCAUUAUAAAGUUUGGCUGAAACUGACCGACUAUGGGAUCAGUCGAUCCGUGUCGUUAGGCGGUAUCAAAGGUUACCAAGGUACACCUGGUUUUAUGGCGCCUGAAAUUAUCAGGUACACUGGCAAAGAAAGUUACACCGUGAAGGUUGACUGCUUCUCGUUUGGUUCGCUAAUAUUUGAGUUAAUCGCUCUGAAACAGCCCUAUAGUGAUGUGGCGAACAACAAAGCGAGUUUAGCGCUUCAAUACAUGCUGGAUGGUAAAAGACCUCGGUUAACAUACAAGGAAAGGCGUUUUCCUGUUUUGAUGAUCUCGCUGUUGUACCGUUGCUGGGCACAAAACCCCGACGAUCGACCUUCCAUGGCGGAAAUCAACGGUUUGACGUCACUGCAGGAAUUUCCGAAGUUAUUAGAUAUCUUAGGUUUAGGAGAAGAGUUUAACCUGCAAUGCGUGGCUACUACCAACCAAGGUCAAUGCAAGCAAAACGUGGUUGACAGUCGCGUAAUGAUCGGUUCGCAUUUGUGGUUUUGCGGUUAUAGUGGUUUCGGCGAUUCUAUUUCUGCUCGCAAAGAAGGAGUGAUAACCGUGUUUUCUUACCAUGAUAGCAGAUACUCACACGUCACUAACAUCAAGCUAACCGACCGCGUGCUUAUGGUAUGUUCUGUAGGAAGCACAAUCUGGCUUGGUACAGAGUCUGGAAACAUUCUUGUAUUUUGUUCGCUCACUUACAAGCCUUUAGCUCUUGGACGUUUGUUGUGCCAUCGACACAUUCUAAGCAUGCUUCACUCUCCAGUAUGUCACUGCGUUCUGAUAACCCGUUCUGAUGGAUGUGUGUACUCGUACCAGGACAGCGUAAGCUCUUAUACUAAACUUGUCCCACAAAACGAGGUGCUCAACUUCUUUCAAACAGCCACUCAGGGCCAAGUUAUACGUGAGUUAUUUCCAAGUAAAGAGUAUACUGGCACUACGAAAAUACACUGCUUUGCUGCUGUCGCUAGUCACGCCACAAGACGCUACAGUCAAGAAGUGAUGACAUAUAAAGAUGCCGGCGGUGCGAUCGCGGUUGCCACCCGCGAAACAGACGAAGAAGAAGAGGACUCCUAUGUUCCCUCUCAAUCUACGGAAGUAACUUAUGAGCUGUGGUGUGGCCAGGAAAAGGGUUGCAUCACAAUAUUGGAUUUAAAUUCGUUGAAGAAAAUGAAGAUGCUGCCAAUAAAAGGUAGUGAUCUAACUAACCCAGCGCUGAAAGAUCUUAACGUGAACUUUAUGGAGACUGUGCGUACUUUUGAGUCUUUCUCACAAGAUAAAAGAACAGAGUUCGUUGAAAGCAUGUCGCAUUAUAUAUGGAUCGUCGUAUAUCCUGGCACACAAGUUUUAAGAUGGAAUAUCGAUAGAAGAGUUAUCGAAGAUGUUUUCGAUGCGAGCAAUCAUUCUCCCUGGAGAGAUUUAAACUCAGCUAAAUUAUCCAAGAAAACAAAGUCUCUAAAGGCAUACGAUGCACAAAUCUCGUCUUUGGUCGUGGUUGAACACAACAUGUAUAUCGGUACUUCUUUCGGCUGUUUAUUAAUCUGCGACGCUAUUACAAUGGUCCCGCGAUUAUCAUUACGUUGUUACGAGGAACUUAUCGAUACCAUUAUACCGCUUCGAAUGAUUACCAAUCGAAAUCGCGACGAAAACGACAAAAAGUUAGUUUUGAGUUGCGGUCGGAAAUGUUUGGACUUUUGGAUACGUAAUGUGGAUCGCAAGAAACGCAUUGUCAGUAAGGAAAUGACCAUUCUGACGUGGUCAAAUUCUCCCCGGUGAAAUUUCAUUGAUGUUAUGUGUAAUUUAGUAUUGUGCGUUAAACCUGUAAAAAUAUUUUUGUAAAGAAACUAGGUUAUAUACUUACUAUGCAGGUGUACUCCGUUUUUUUUGAAAUUUAAAGUGACUUGCCAAAGUUCUGGUUUUCAUAAAAGCACAAGUGGUUCUUAGCAGGAAUAAGAUGUGAACGAAAACACUGAUUAAACAUUUUUCAACUACAUUUGUAUUUUAAUUGUUUACAAUAAGGACACAAUUUUCGUGUUAUUGAACUUAAAAGUGUGAAACAUUUUCAAGACAUUUCUCAUUUAAAGAAAAGCGCAAGAUUAUAUUGCAUCCUAAGCUUUUCAUUGGUCCUCUUUAAAUAGUAAAAAACAUCGGAAGUAUAAGUCUGGCGGGACUGAAGGUUCUUUUUUUUGAAGUUAGGUAAAGGGGUCCUGAAAAAGCUUUUAAAAAUUUAAUAAUCGAGGCACAACAGUAUAGUUAAAAAUUAAUUUUAAAAAACUCAAAAUGAAAACCGUCAUUUUGAAUAUCUCCCACAAGGUAUAAAUAAAUCGGGAGAAUCAAAAACAAAUCUCUUUCUGUUAUUGUCAGAAUUCAGAUUAUUUUUUAUUAAAUUUUAUUACUUUGUAUAAUAAUUUUCGUGGUAUUUUUUUAAUUUUGUACUAAAGUUUUUAAUUUUAUUUUCGUAAAUAUGUUAAAUAUGGGAAAUUGGAACGUCUAUAUUUUUUGUUGGAUGUUUUACUAUUUAGGUGAUUUCAAAAAAAAAAAUUAUUAUUUGUAAAGACAAUUUUAUUAAGUUGUGGUUUAAACACAUACCUUGCUAAAACAGAUAGGGUAUAUCACCCCCUUAAUUCCCCCGCAACCUUUUAAUUUUUCGAGAUGUUACUCACCUUCAGACUGAAAUCAAAGCUUUGUUUCACUUUGUUUUCUUGUCGCAUUUCUUGUUGUUUUUUUUUUUAACAGAGACGCUGUGCCCGUUUUUAAAAAAUUAUGUCACAAAAAAAUAUUUCAGACACAUCAUUGUCACGCACAUAAAAAGCGUUCAAGACUAUGGUUAUAUGUGAUAGAGAUAUCAACAAUUAAAAUAGAUUUAUUGUAAAGACCAGAAGAUAUGUAAAAAAUAUUCGUUACAUGAA